CAGCUUUUCAGUUUGUCGUUGGUAUGAGAGCAGUUUUUGCCAUUAGUUAGAGGUAACACAAUAAAACAGCUACUUCUUUAUGUGUAACUAGUUUUCUUAUCAUGGCUGAGAAGUUUGAUAAUCUUGAAGAGCAUCUAGAAAAAUUCAUCGAAAACAUUCGACAGAUGGGGAUCAUUGUCAGCGAUUUUCAACCCAGCAGCCAAACAGGACUCAACCAGAAAUUGAACUUCAUGAUCACAGGGCUACAAGACAUUGAGAAAUGUCGACAACAGCUUCAUGACAUUCACGUACCGCUGGAAGCAUUUGAAUACAUUGACCAAGGUCGCAACCCACAGCUGUACACUAAAGAGUGUUUGGAGAGAGCCUUGGCUAAAAAUGAACAAGUAAAGGGGAAGAUUGACACCAUAACUAAAUUUAAAAGUCUCCUUAUCACUGAGCUGGGCAAAGUUUUUCCAGAAGAAAUGGCAAAAUACAAGGCCAUUCAUGGUGACGAUCCUCCAUCAUAGUCAGCUGGACCAAUGCAACAGCAUCAUUAAAACCAAGUUGUACAUAUGUUGAUAUCCAUGUUUUAUAAAAUUAAAUGCAUUGACCAUGUUUUACAUUUUUACAGCUUUUUCAAUGUUUGUAUUUGGCUUUGUAUUUCACAAAGUGCUUCAAAUGGUGUUGGAUGUUUUUAACAUCUUGCAGACAACAGAAAUGGAGUUUGAUUUUUGUGUGAUGUAACUUUUGUUGCCGAUAUGUUGAUUUUUAUUAAAAGAGAUUAUCUAACA
Electrophorus electricus (electric eel) is the source of this 770-nucleotide messenger RNA. RefSeq names its product mediator complex subunit 10 (gene med10). Gene Ontology annotation, cellular component: mediator complex. The record is from RefSeq and is a predicted model, not a curated record. Gene Ontology annotation, biological process: regulation of transcription by RNA polymerase II. NCBI's taxonomy places the organism in Eukaryota, Metazoa, Chordata, Actinopteri, Gymnotiformes, Gymnotidae. Gene Ontology annotation, molecular function: transcription coregulator activity.